Messenger RNA from Candida albicans SC5314, 3786 nucleotides. RefSeq names its product Pom152p (gene POM152). NCBI's taxonomy places the organism in Eukaryota, Fungi, Ascomycota, Pichiomycetes, Serinales, Debaryomycetaceae. Gene Ontology annotation, cellular component: nuclear pore transmembrane ring. The transcript has a single exon. Bases 1 to 3786 code for a protein of 1261 amino acids. Gene Ontology annotation, biological process: protein import into nucleus; nuclear pore organization. The record is from RefSeq and is a predicted model, not a curated record. Gene Ontology annotation, molecular function: structural constituent of nuclear pore.
AUGGACUCGACAGAUACUGAAAUACGAAGGAAAAGAAACAGAGAGAGCUCACUGCAGCCAUUGAUACCGACGAGUGUCCUCGAUCAAGCCUCACAAAGACUAUUCAUUGUGUCAAUAUUCAUUCUAAUACAGAGUUGGAAAAUUUAUGAUUUGGUUCUACUAAAAUCAGAAAUCCCAGCAACGGGAGAAGUGUUAACACUGUUGAGCAAUUUUACAUUUGUAUUGAAAUAUAGUGUAUUGGAUGGGCUAUUUUUAUGGCUCUUACCAGUUUUGAAUAUCCAGUACUUGUCAUUUUCGCCUUUAAAAACAUUAUUACUUACAAUAACACUAUACGGAUUCUCAAUUUUCUUGGUGAGUGCUAUGGCAUUACCGUUACUAUCCAAUGUAUUUUUACCAAUUUGGAGAUUCUUGUUGCAAAAAAAGGAAUUGAACAUAAUUGGUGAAUCAAUUGAUAGAAGCCAAGUGAUAGAUAUGGAUUCACAUUUUAAAGGUCAAUUGACCAUUCAUUAUUUACCAGACUCGUCAGCAAAAAUGAAUCCGUUCCAUUUCGACCAGACGUGUCUUGGAUUGGACAACAAUCAUCUCAUUAACAUGCCCGUUGAGUUCAAUACCACAUCGGGAAUUGGGUAUUUACAAGUACAACACACUACCCCUGACAACGAAAUCCAAUAUUUAAAUUAUACUGGACAUUUCCUUCGGAGACUCUUUAAAAAAGACUAUACUCACUUGUCUCAGUAUAAAGAUUAUAAAAAGUCUGACAAAAGAAUUUUCUAUUUGGAAUACCCAAUAACAAAGCCAGGAAUGUACAGGAUCAAAAAUGUUUUAGAUAAUAAAGGAAACAGCAUUCGUACAUACAAAUCAGAAUUUGUGAUUUCAGAUUGUCCACUGGCAAAGUUUUUUUAUCCUCCAAACUUUGAAAGCUCAAAUGGGUUCAAAUGUGUCACAACUUUAGAAGAUGAUAGUUUCCCAUUGCCAUGGGUGGAAGUUUCCAGUACCACCCCCUCGUCUGUAAAGCUUAAUGUAAAAGUCAACGGUAAAGAAUUCCGAAUGAUGAAUUUGACAAUAGGACAAGAAACAGAUCAUAAAGUAUCGAGAACUGAUUUUAGCUGGCUCAAAACAGUAAGAUUAGUACGAAAUUCGUUACAAGAAAAAAUUUUAGAUUCAAAGAGCACUUUCAACUGGGGUGAUACCAGCAUUUUGGAAUUCCAGUUGUUGCAGGUCAAAGAUUCUUUCGGUAAUGUACACCGAUAUGAACCGCUUUCAAAAGAUAAAGAUGUAUGGUAUAAACUUGAGCUUAGAAAAUCACCAUCUAUUGGUAUUUACGAUAAGGAAAAAACCCAAGAGUUAUUAGUGGGUGGACAAAAGGUGCUCUAUUUUUCGAAUUUGGAAAACUUCAAUGAUGAUGACUUUCCUAUUGACGUUAAGGUGAAGUAUAUCGGUCAGGAAGAACAAAAUAUAACUCGCACGUUCGAGACGAAAGCUGAUUUGCGUAAUGGACUUACAAUAACUAAACCAGGAAAAUACGUGUUGUCCAGUGCUAAAGACAAGUACUGUCCAUGUGAAGCAGAUAAAACACCAGUUGAAGUUGAAUUGGCAUCAAUCCCAUCAUUGGAUAUUGUUGCUGAUCCUGUUUCUGAUAGAUGUCUUGGUACUAUUGGGUACAAUUUUGAUUUCAAUUUCACUGAAGGUAGACCUCCGUUUAGAGUGCAAUAUCGAAUUUACUCCAAUACAUCUGGUAUUCUUAAACCAGUUUAUUCAGAUACUGGUAAACUUAAUAGAGAAUUAAAGUCAUUUGAGAAGUCUCAUUCUUUUAAAUUCAAGCCUCCAAAUGAAGGCAGUUAUACCAUUAUGUUUACUAAUUUAAAAGAUGCAAACUAUUUCAAAGACCCGAUAGCAUUGGAUGAAAAUAAAUAUUCAUAUCUGACAUAUUUUAGACAAUUGUCACAAGUGGGAUUUCAAGUUCAUCAACGUACAAUUCACACGUGUUAUGGACACACAACCAAAGUUCCAAUUUUCUUCAAUGGGAACGGUCCGUUUUCCUUUGAGUACGACUUUUUGGAUGUUAACUCUAGAAAGAAGUUGGUUGAUACGGUAAGAGUUAGCAAUGUCGAGAAUUAUGCAAUUGACACACCAAAAGAAUUGAUUGGUAAAACAUACGAUUUGAAAUUGAGCAAUGCAAAGGAUAGAUUUGGCUGUGAUGCUAUAAUAGUUGAUGCAAACUCUCCAGUAAGGGUUGUUAGCAGACUGGAUAUCCCUGAAGUUGAAUUUAGUCGAGCUGGACAGAAAUUGCAAGUUGUCGAAGGCUCAUAUGUUGAUAUACCAUUGUCGAUUAAAUCUAAAAUUGCAGUUAAUGGCAAUGACAAGAUUGAGGUUAAAUAUUUGGGGCCAACUUCCAAAGAGCCUACUAUUAGACGGGCUCAAUUGGUCGGCUCUUCAAUCAGAUUAUCAGACGAAGGGACUUAUUGGUUGCAUUCUUUUGAAAGUAAUGGUUGUGCUGGUCGUAUAGGAAAGGCAGACCAAUUUGUCACUAUUGGCUACUAUGCGAAACCGUCAUUAGCAAUCAGUGCUAGUAACGAAAUGUUACAACAUACAGAUGAUUCAACAAUUCAUUUGAAACCGGUUUGUAAUGGAUGUUCCAAUGAAAUUACUUUGAAGUUAACUGGUGAAGCACCAUUUGUGGUGGAUUAUGAAAUAAACUUACCCAGUGGAAAAAUGGAAACACAUUCUAUGAACAUUGAUACUCACGAUAUCACCAUCAAAUUGCCAACUAGAUCUAACGGGAGAUUUGAACAUCAGUUCAAACGUGUUUAUGAUCGUUUAUACACAAAAACCAGAGGAAAACCCACAAGUUUACAUGUUCCUAAAGUUAUUUAUGACAUCAACCCAUUACCAACGGCACAGUUUUUGCCUGAUGAUCAUUUCACUCAAGUAUGUGAGAAUAAGUUAUCUGAAGACUCAGUUAUUGCUCAUGUUCCUAUUCAAUUUAGUGGUGCAUAUCCAUUUGACGUUUUGUUAACAUUGACGAAUGAAAAAACAGGAAAGAUGCAUGAUAUCAGGUAUAGAAAUGUGGAGGAUAAUUAUAUCACCUUGAAAACUCUCAACUUUCUUGGAUUGGGCGACUAUUCCUUGAAGUUUGCCAAAGUAUCUGAUGCCAAUGGUUGUACAACACACCAGUUCAAAACAAAUGACAGAUACCUCAUAUCCAUUACUGAGCCACCUACUAUUUACAAGGCCGAUCCAGCAACCAAACAUUAUUGUGUUGGAGACCACGUUGCCUAUAAUUUGUCGGGGGUGUUCCCAAUAACUAUUUUCUAUGAAUAUAAUGAUAAAGUGAGAAGAGUUGAGCUGUAUAGUCGUUUUGAAAGAUUAGCGUCACGUCCAGGUGUUUUAAACAUUCACGGAUUAAAGGAUUCUGGAAUCAAUUCGUGUGCUGUGAAUUACACAUUUGAUACGACCAAACUAGAUGAAUUGAGAUUAGAGGUUCACGAAAUUCCUACUGUUGAAGUGAAUAAAGGUGACUAUUUGAUAGAAGAUCUUCAUGAAGGGGAUCAAACAGAAUUGAUAUUUACUUUCCUUGGGGAGCCACCAUUCCAACUUACUUAUAUUCGUACAAUCGAUAUCAGAAAGGGGAAGAAAACUUUUAGGAAGUUGGUUGAGAAGGAAACUAUAAAGGAUAUAUGGCAACAUGAGUUGGUAGUAAUGGCAAGCCUCGAAGGUACCUAUGAAGCAAUUGAGAUACAAGAUAAGUAUUGUCGGGCGGUCAAGAAAGUUGAUUAUAUAGAGUGA